Messenger RNA from Fomitopsis serialis, 2773 nucleotides. Its product is annotated as P-loop containing nucleoside triphosphate hydrolase protein. Lineage: Eukaryota; Fungi; Basidiomycota; Agaricomycetes; Polyporales; Fomitopsidaceae. Gene Ontology annotation, biological process: double-strand break repair via homologous recombination. Gene Ontology annotation, cellular component: chromosome; cytoplasm. The record is from RefSeq and is a predicted model, not a curated record. Bases 1 to 2538 code for a protein of 845 amino acids. The transcript has 9 exons. Gene Ontology annotation, molecular function: ATP binding; nucleic acid binding; 3'-5' DNA helicase activity.
AUGGCACCCAGUCAGUCAAGGAUACUCUCACUUGAACAGAUUCGCGAGACGACCCUUGCCAAGCUCGGUCGUUUUCCCUGUCGGUGGCAAGCGCACGCGACACAAGUCAUCCUCGAACGCAAGAACGACCUCAUCACUAUUGCACCUACAGGUUCAGGGAAAACACUGACCUUUUGGAUGCCACUUCUCUUCCGUGCCGACGGUAUUCAAAUUGUCGUGACGCCGCUCAAUAUUCUCGGCACUCAGAAUGAGCAAGAAUUGGCAAAAUUCGGGGUGCGCGCGAUUGCUGUCAGGGCAGAGACAGCGACACCGAAGGUUUUUCGUGAGAUCCGCGAGGGCAAGUACCGUGCAAUCGUCGUCAGCCCGGAGGAGUUGAUGAAGGUAGGCGGGGGAUUCGAGGACCUGUGGAACGACGAAGGGUUCACCUCGCGAAUCAUGAGCAUUGUCUUCGAUGAGGCACACUGCAUAAGUACCUGGAAGUCAUUUCGACAAGACUACAAGAACAUCGACCGACUCCGUUACCUUUUGCCGCAUGUCCCGUUCGUCCUCGCCACAGCAACUCUGCCAGGCGAGAUGCAGCGUGAGAUCAUGAAGACGCUGCAGAUUCGCGCCGACCGCUGUACCGUGAUACGGCGCUCGAACGAUCGCCCAAACGUGCACAUCGAAGUGCGUCGCAUCAAGCAUUCGCUCUCGGGUUACGAGGACUUGGAUUUCCUCGUCUUGCCGAGGACAGAGCGUGCAGCCGGGGACUUAAUCCCAAAGUUCCUGGUCUUCUUCGAUAACAUCGACGAUUGCAUGUCCGAGCAGUUCCGCGAGGAUGAUCUCGCGGCCUUCAAUGCAUCAAAUCUAUAUGGCCUGUGUAGCACAGAUUCCUUCGGAAUGGGCGUGAACGUCGCGGACGUUCGCAUCGUCGUGCAGUGGCGGAUGCCGCGUGAUUUGAACACGUUGUGGCAGCGCUUUGGACGCGCCGCGCGUGACCUGACACUCAACGCAGUUGCAAUCCUCCUUGUCGAUGGUCGGUAUUUUGAUGAAGAGAAGGAAAAGAAACAGCGCGCCGCCGAGAAAGCUGCCGAGAAAGCCGCCAAGAAAAGAAAAGCGGUCAAUGAUCCAGCUCAAAAGCCUACCAAGAGGGCACGUACCAAUGACACACCCGGCACAUCAGCUGCGACAGCUACCUCGUCCAUCACGAACAUCGAGCAACAGCGGGAAGCUGCUAGUGAGACGGAGAGCGCAGAUGCGACACGGCCUCCAGCUGGUGGUGUGUCAGAGGACCAAGGUCGGGGAUCAUCCCAGGAACCGCCACAACGUGGCGCCGGUGUGGGGUCGCAGGUCGAUCUUGCGAGUUUGCGUGCAGACAUCGAAGCAGCGCGUUUGUCGAGUCGACAAGGAGGAGCACGGAAAGGGAAGAAAACAGACCAGGAAACGAGUGAGCUCUCGGCGGAGCUCGAUGCGCUAGUCAACGCAGCAACAAGGCCGCACCGCUGCUAUCGAGCGCCGAUCAUGGCGUACUACCGGAAUGACCAAAUCGAGCCGGAUGACCCUCCUUGCCUCGCCGAGGGCUGCUCUCGAUGUGCCACACGGGCACCCAUGCUCUGCUGUAUCCUGUGCUCCCCCGAUGCUCCCUGCUUCGCAGCAGUCGCGCCUCACGAAUGCGAUGCGGCGCCGCCUCAGCCGCGCGCGUCGCGCAUCAAGAAGGACACAACCAUCUCGCCAGCCGGACGCGACCUCAGGACGGCCCUCGACACCUUCCGCCGAGAGCGGACAAUCAACAAAUAUGGCCGGGCCUUACUCGACAACCUCGGCGCGAGCGUUGUUCUUCCGGACAACGCUAUCGACCGAUUGGUUGAGUGCGCGCAGGCUGGCAAAAUCAAAUCUCUAGACGACGUACAGCGCGAGGUAGGGAAGAAGUGGGGCAAGGCACGCGAGUAUGGAGAGGAAGUGGCAGCCAUAAUACGGCGCAUCUUCCCUCUAGACAAUCCUUUCGUGGUCGCUCCGCUCACUCCUCGGCCGCAACCCGUCAACGCAGCGCAUGUAGGCUCCUCGACCGCACCAAACCACAGCAGUGCUCUGGCUACUCCGACGCCGGCAAGACGAACUGUUCGGCAGUACAAGUGCAGCGCAUGCGGCGCAGCUGGCCAUAACAAGAACAACCGAUCGUGUCCUAAAUAUGCGAGCAAGGCUCAGCAAGAGAAUGCCCCGCCGACGGCUGCGACGGCAGGCAAUGCUGAUGAGGGCCCGGCCUCAGACACAGACGAGCAAGAAGUGCAACCACGACGAUCUCCACUUCCAGCGCCUUCGACUGUGUUGGACACUCUGUUCACGACUCCAUCUUAUCGACGUAAUGCUCGGGUGGCAACACUCGAGCAGAUCCGUGCAGAGCAACAUAGCCUUCAGUCGCCUCAGCAACAGGACACAGUGUCCACUCCAGGGAGGGCGGGGCUGGUCACGGAACCUGGCGUGAAUGGUUCAUCCGCGGAGGCGUUGAUGAUGCCGGUGCCGCCGUCUCGCUUUUACGGGAGUCCUGCGAGACUCAGAUAAGUAUUCCAUCUCGUCAACAUGCUCAGCUGCCAUAUCUACGCCGUCCUCGGGCGGUCCAGCACUGUCGGCCUCAUCACCGUCACUGCUCGUGCUCCCAAGCAUGAGCCCAAUUCCCUUACUCAGCAUAUCUCGAAUACAAUGCGCUGACUUCCGUCCCUCACGUCGCUCGUGCGGCCUCGUUUCAUCCAUGUUUUUGAGUAGAGCAUUAAAUGUUAUUUUGAGGUUCUUCUUUCCA